CAAUAGCAGAAGGAGAGAGCCUGGUACAGCCUGGACCUCUCGCUCUCCCUCCUCAAGCUCUCUUUCCCUUGCAGAUCAGUCUCUCUCCCCGUCUCUGUCUCUCUGCAUAGGCAAUCAGAGCUCGUACUUGCAGACCUAACUCUCCCUCUCGCACUGAUUGUAAUGAAUUUUCUGCCUGAAUGUAGGUCGCUUACGACCGCAAACACGCGUUUCCUUCAAAUCCAGUGUUGUUGUUUUUCCUGUUGUUAUUUUUAAUUUUUUUUUCUUUUGUGGUCGUUGCAUUCCUUUGGAGCAGCAAAUCGCUUUGGAUUCCAAAAAGGAGAGCAGGAACUGUGUGCGAAUAAUUCUGGCUGCGAGCUAUCCUGUGAGGAUUUCCUGGCUAUGUAAAAAAAAAGACCUUUAUGUAUCUGCAGCUAUUGCAGUGUUAAGCUUGUCUCUGAAGCCACCCACCUGUUCUGUGGGAAAUUCUAGUUGCUUGUGGCUGAGGAAACAAUCCCUCACCUCUGACUUCAGAGGAGUGUCAGUCGGUCUUUCCUGCUUUCUCUGAGUAUGCUACUUCAAGGGGAUCCUUAUGGGACAGGCAGCAAUCAAGACCAGAAGCACAGGAAAAACUGCUGCUGCAACUAAAAUGACAUCAUGCUGCUUCCUUUGGGAGAAUUCUGAAGGCUUCUCAAAAAUACGACACAGUGGCUGACUGAGUGGGCUGCAAUUCACUGGAAGGAGCUCUUGGGCCAGGGAAGUGGAGUAAUUGUGGAUCUUUCUCCUCUCUACCUGUUGGGAAGUGUUGUGUGUUGUCAGGAACACUGAACAAAUCUGGGAUGGGCCUCAGGGGCAAACACUGCCUUGUUUCUUCUGACACUGGAAUUUGUCUACGGUUGGUCAACUGAGGCAUCUGCCACUCAUCAACUUUUGUUUUUUCUCUGCCUGAACAAGGUUACGUUUUCCCUCACUUCAUCUCCUUUUGACUUUUUUUUUUUCCUUGACUGAUUGAUUUUCUCCUGGCUGUGGAAAAGAGAGCCCUGCUGAUGUUGAUUUAAAUAAUGUCGAAACCAAUGGGACUCCUAUGGAUGCCUUUGAUCUUCACCCCAGUCUGUGUCAUGUUGAAUUCUAACUUCCUCCUGUGGAUAACUGCACUGGCUAUAAGAUUUACUCUCAUCGAUGGCCAAGCACAAUAUCCAGUUGUUACCACGAAUUACGGCAAAAUACGUGGUUUAAGAACACCUUUGCCCAAUGAGAUCCUUGGUCCAGUGGAGCAGUACCUCGGUGUUCCUUAUGCCUCCCCUCCAACUGGAGAAAGGCGAUUUCAGCCCCCGGAGCCGCCGUCUUCUUGGACGGGUGUCCGUAACGCCACACAGUUUGCUGCCGUCUGCCCUCAGUACCUGGAUGAGAGGUCACUGCUCAACGACAUGCUGCCAGUCUGGUUUACAGCCAAUUUGGAUACUGUGGUGACAUAUGUUCAAGAUCAAAAUGAAGACUGCCUAUAUCUGAAUAUCUAUGUACCCACAGAGGAUGGAGCCAACACAAAGAAAAGCGCAGAUGAUAUAACCAGUAAUGAUCGUGGUGAAGAUGAAGACAUUCAUGAUCAGAACAGCAAGAAACCCGUUAUGGUCUACAUCCAUGGUGGAUCUUACAUGGAGGGUACUGGCAACAUGAUUGAUGGGAGCAUUCUGGCAAGUUAUGGAAACGUCAUUGUUGUCACCCUCAAUUACAGGCUGGGGGUUUUAGGUUUUCUGAGUACUGGGGAUCAAGCUGCAAAAGGCAAUUACGGAUUGCUUGACCAAAUCCAAGCUUUGCGUUGGAUUGAAGAAAAUAUUGGAUCCUUUGGAGGAGACCCAAAAAGAGUUACUAUUUUUGGAUCUGGGGCAGGAGCUUCCUGUGUUAGUCUUCUGACACUCUCUCACUAUUCAGAAGGUUUGUUCCAAAAGGCAAUCAUACAGAGUGGAACAGCCCUGUCCAGCUGGGCAGUGAACUAUCAGCCUGCCAAGUACACUCGGAUAUUGGCAGAUAAAGUGGGCUGCGACAUGCUGGAUACCACUGAUUUGGUUGAAUGCCUUCGGAAUAAGAACUACAAAGAACUCAUUCAACAGACUAUCACUCCAGCCACGUACCACAUUGCCUUUGGGCCUGUGAUCGAUGGGGACGUGAUUCCAGAUGACCCUCAGAUUCUCAUGGAGCAAGGGGAAUUCCUUAACUAUGACAUAAUGCUAGGCGUCAAUCAAGGGGAAGGUUUAAAAUUUGUGGAUGGCAUUGUAGACAAUGAAGAUGGUGUUUCCCCCAAUGACUUUGACUUUUCCGUCUCCAAUUUUGUGGACAAUCUAUAUGGCUAUCCAGAAGGGAAAGACACACUGCGAGAGACCAUUAAAUUCAUGUAUACUGACUGGGCAGACAAAGAAAACCCUGAAACAAGACGGAAGACAUUGGUAGCUCUUUUUACCGACCACCAGUGGGUUGCUCCUGCUGUGGCCACCGCUGACCUACAUGCCCAGUAUGGAUCUCCAACAUAUUUCUAUGCAUUUUAUCAUCACUGCCAAAGUGAAAUGAAACCAAGCUGGGCUGAUUCAGCUCAUGGUGAUGAAGUCCCUUACGUAUUUGGCAUUCCUAUGAUUGGCCCCACAGAACUGUUCAACUGCAACUUCUCCAAGAACGACGUCAUGCUCAGUGCAGUAGUUAUGACAUACUGGACAAACUUCGCCAAAACUGGAGAUCCAAACCAGCCUGUUCCACAGGACACAAAGUUCAUCCACACAAAACCCAACCGCUUUGAAGAAGUGGCCUGGUCCAAAUACAAUCCUAAAGACCAGCUUUAUCUGCAUAUUGGCCUGAAACCCCGAGUUCGUGAUCACUACCGAGCAACAAAAGUUGCUUUCUGGUUGGAGCUUGUACCACACCUUCACAACCUAAAUGAAAUAUUUCAGUAUGUUUCCACAACAACUAAAGUCCCCCCUCCUGACAUGACAUCAUUUCCUUAUGUUACCCGACGUUCUCCUGGUAAAUUGUGGCCAGCCACCAAACGCCCAGCGAUGACACCAGCCAACAAUCCCAAACAUUCAAAGGACACCCAUAAAACAGCUCCAGAGGAUACGACAGUUCUGAUAGAAAACAAGCGAGAUUACUCCACAGAGCUGAGUGUCACCAUUGCCGUGGGGGCCUCCUUGCUGUUCCUCAAUAUUUUAGCAUUUGCUGCAUUGUACUACAAGAAAGACAAGCGGCGUCACGAGACUCACAGGCGUCCUAGCCCCCAGAGGAACACAACCAAUGAUAUUGCACACAUACAAAAUGAAGAGAUUAUGUCGUUGCAGAUGAAACAGCUGGAGCACGACCACGAGUGUGAAUCGCUGCAGGCUCACGACACACUGAGACUCACCUGUCCGCCUGACUACACCCUUACGUUGAGAAGGUCCCCGGACGACAUUCCACUCAUGACUCCCAACACCAUAACCAUGAUUCCAAAUACAUUAACAGGCAUGCAGCCUUUGCAUACUUUCAACACCUUCAGUGGAGGACAAAACAGUACAAAUUUGCCCCAUGGACAUUCCACCACUAGGGUAUAGCUCGGCUCUUCCCCCUCUACUCUCACAAGCCGCUUGGAAGAAAGAAAAAAGAAAAGAAGAAAAAGAAGAGAAAAAAGAAUAAUACCAUCCAUAGAACAUCUUGUCAAAAUAUAAAGUAAAAACAAGUAAAAGAGAAGGACAGUCAUUGUUUUCUUACUGAUCCUUCCCAUAGAAACUCUCUGAUAUUAAAGAUCAGCCACAAACCCUGUGAAAUGUGAAACGUGUACAUUGCUGUUACGAUACUGCUUUAAGAUCUCAACCACUUUGAUUGAAAGUUGAGGCCAGAAGAAGUCAUUUAAAAUGAUGUUUUGAGUGUAACAGGCAAAGCAGAAUCUUCUGGAACACAGAGCCAGUGACUGUACAGGUGUUUUUUUCUUUUUAAUAAAUAAAAUUUAAAAAAAGUUCUUUAUGUGCCAUACCAUGAAUGGCCCUUGUUAAAACAAAGACAUCACCAUGGGCUUUUACCCAGCAUAUGAAGCUGUAAUCCAGAAAGGGAAAUGGGAUUUUAUUAUUAAAAACAAAAAAGAAAAAAAAGAGGAGGACUGACUAUGCAGUAAAAUACGUAUAGUUCUGUGCAAAGAGAUGACUUGCCAGCCUGAACUAUAUUUAAAGAAACUUUGUAAAAAUGUACAUAGCUGUGAGUUUAAAAACAAAAAAAGAAGAAGCUUUUAUUGAUGUUUUCAGUUUGAAAAGAGCUUUUAGAAAGAUUGUGCAUUCAGUUGUGACCUAUGUGUAUAUACAUUCGUCAUAUCACCUCUGUUUCCUCCAGGCCCAAAGGAGGAUUUUCUUCUUAAUUACUAGAGGUAAACAAAGACAUCAGGUUUUCUAACGUUUCAUUUAUACCAGGCCAUGGCGUCAUGCAGAGGAUACAAUUGUCUGUGUGACCUGCAUACUUCUCUUACAGGUUACACUAGUGCAUGUUAAAGCAUUCAUGGGAGAUUGUUGUUCUUUUCCUAAAUGUUUUUUUUUUCUAUAAUUUAAUUUCGUGUUAGCCUUCAUGAAAUUGCAACACAGCAAUGGAUCAGAAAAUGGAAAAAAAAAUACAAUUGCUAUUUUAAGCUUGUUGAACUGAACCAAGAAACAUCCAAUAAUAUAUAUUCAAAGAGUCCAGUUUGUAGUUCUUGAUUAUUGUGAUAUAUUAGGAAGAGUUUUGUGCCCUGACAAAAGAAAAGAAAGCCUGCCUUUUGGUCAGCCUUUUCAAAGGAAAAUUAGCUCUAUAUUCACCAGCAGCUGCAGAAGAAUCUGAGCUGAGAAAGCUCCUUCUCAGCUUUGCUAAAUGAGGGGAAAAAUGCAAUAUGAAGGUGGGGAAAUGGUGGGUUGGUUGGUUGUCUGUUUUUUAAAGUGUUUAGAAAUGAUCAGUGCGUAAAGAACUACUCUGCCCAGUAUUUUGUUUUUGUGCUUGAAAGCACACCUGUCAGAAAAUACUGUUUUUGCUGAUCUGUUAUACAGCAGUCCCAUAGUAAGUGAACAUAAGGAGAGAGAAGCAGAGAGAUCACUGGGUGUUCUACAUCUGAACAUGACGGCAAAUUCCAGAGAGCAUCACUGUCAGGAAUGGCAAAAUUGGUAGCUGAUUAUUCCCUUCCACCCUUCCUUAACUUGAAAAGUAAGGGCCAAGCAGAGCUAUCCAACAAAGAACUUAGCAGUUUCAUUUAAACAGCUGAUUUGAAUGUGAAAAGCUAGAAAUAGGUUCUCACAAAUGAAGAUUGCUUUAUAUUUUGUCUUAGAAAGUUACUGCGUCAUCAAGAGAGAGUAACCAAAGAUAUUUGAACAAAAUUGGUCUGCACUUGAACAUGAUUAUCCCAGAUGUAUUUUGUAUUAUUAAUUCACGACUAAGCUGCAUCAAUUAUCAUAUGUCCCAUACAGAAUCUAACACAAGAUGCCUUGUACCUCAUUUUGUUUUCUAUUCUUUUUGUUUUUUAAUAAAAGGCUUUGGAAUAGUCAUCCCAAAAAAUGAAAUCGUAGACGAGGUGAUUCACUGAGGUCUAUUCAUCUGCACAACUCCCUUAUUAUAGCAGGCAGUAAAACAUAUUCUGAAAGAAAGAAAUAAAAAGCAAGUUAAUGACAUGAUAAAAAUAGAAGUGGCUGAUAUAAUUGUGUAUAUGUGAUAAACGUACAUUACCCCUGACCUGGAUGAUCAGGUUGAAAUAUGAAGAAGCAGCAAGCCCAAAGUACAAGUAGUAGCGAAUGGAAAACUGUCUUUUUCACUGAUCCAUCACAUCAUGUUGAUUAAUGCUGACUCUAUACCAGGCCAUUUCCACUACCUAUGUAAAGCCUCAGCUGAGAUCCAGCAGUUCAUAACUCUUAAAAAAAAAAAAAAAAAAAAGGAAAAAAAAAGGAAAAAAGAAAAAAGAAAAAAAUAGUCAAUGAUGCUUAGCAUCAUAAUCAGUUGGGUAUGUUUGUAAUGUGAAUUACGGUAUUUGUUUAGUACUUCCAAUUGUCUUCUGCUAGCAAUAUGUACAGUACUGUGUCAGGCUUGUGACAUUUGGGUUAAAAGAAAAAUCCUGUAAAUGAAUGAUUUUAGCUUUUAAAAGCAAUUACAAUCAAGUUGAUUUAAUAAUUUAAUACAUCUCGACCGAUGUAUGAUUUAUAAAAGGAACAGAUUUAUAGGAUCUUCAUAGAAUUCUAUAAUAAUGAUAUCAAAACAUACUUUGCAAACUGUAAAAGAAAAAGUACUUUCCCAGGCUUACUUUCUUGACCUUAAGAGGCACGCAGGGUUUAAUGGUUUCUUUUGUUAUUGUUUUGCAAUUUUUUGGUUUUUUGCCUUAAGUAAUGAUAGAAGAUAUAUAUGGCUGGACACAUAUGUAUAAACUUUUCAGCAGCAUUUUUAAUAAUAAAAUAUCACAGUAUUUUCUAAUGCUUUGUGCAAAGAACUACGUGUUCAUCCUUUUUUGUAGAAAAUCUUUCAGAGGUGUGCUUUCUCCCCCAUCCCCAUUUCUUUAUCUAAUGUAAACGAUGCCUUGACACAGAGUAUAAAAAUGUUAAAGUAACAGAGGUUGCACUUUUAAGUUAUUGAGUUAUCAUGGCUUUCAUAGCUCUAUAAACCUGCCAGUAAAAGGAAAGAAGCUCAGACAAUGAGGAUAUAAAAGAAUAAGCUCCAUAUAUUUAUUACCUGUAUGCACUGCAACUCCCAUUGAACAAAUGAUUUAAUUGUUCUGUUAGUAUUUUCUAUAGCACUGAAAGAAAGCUUAGGUAAGCCGCUUCCCAUGUUAGUGUAUAGCUUAGCAGCUGAAAAACGUAUCUUCCAAAUUAAGGAACAGAAUAAUUCAGAUAAGUAUAAUGCAUUCAGUCUCCACAAGUAAAUAUACUUUCAUUUUAUAUUUAAAAUUUAGAUAAAUAAAAAGUUUUGUUAGAAAAAAUAUGUAAGAGUAGCAAUAUAAAUUUGUUACUCAUAUAUAUUUAAGGGAUCUACAUAUUUUGCAGGUAUGUGAAUGUCUUUCUUCCUUUAAGUUGAGCAGGCAAUUAUAGUUUCUUCUUUUAUGCUGUUAAAUUCCAUUUAUCAGCCAGGCUUCAUUUCACUGGAAAGUUACAUAGACAUUUUAGUGAUUUGGGUUGGGUAUUGUUUGCUUUCUGUAACUAUUCUGUUGAAUAGAGGUACUAACAAUAAUGUUUGAUGAAUUUUGAGCAUAUUAUUGAAGAGUAUUUGCAAAAAGCAAAUUCUAAAUGAUUCAUAUCAGGCUUUUGAUAUGAAAAAUCAAGCUUUUGAAAUAGAAACGUAUUAUGUGCCUACUGACCUAAUCAAACAGCUUGAAUUUUGAAUAUUGAAUUUGUAUAUAGAGCUUUUGCAAAUAAACUGCAGAUUUAGAA
Dromaius novaehollandiae (emu) is the source of this 7355-nucleotide messenger RNA. It is a transcript of the gene NLGN4X, whose product is annotated as neuroligin 4 X-linked. Gene Ontology annotation, cellular component: postsynaptic specialization membrane; synapse; cell surface. Gene Ontology annotation, biological process: chemical synaptic transmission; modulation of chemical synaptic transmission; synaptic vesicle endocytosis. Gene Ontology annotation, molecular function: signaling receptor activity; neurexin family protein binding. The record is from RefSeq and is a predicted model, not a curated record. The coding region runs from base 1041 to 3551 and encodes 836 amino acids. The transcript is spliced from 9 exons. Lineage: Eukaryota; Metazoa; Chordata; Aves; Casuariiformes; Dromaiidae.